AUGGUAUGGGCAAAGACCACAGAGGUAAUGAAGGAAUUUGUGGAAUACAUGCACGAGGAUAAUAUAAUAUUGUAUGCAUCGAAUUGUGAUAACACAGGAUGGGAGCACUACGCGUAUGAGCGCGGUGAACAAUUAGUAACACAGAAAGUCGGAGAUAGAAUUGUAUGCGUACUUAUGGCAGGGGCCUUAUUUUUCAUGAAUUGGGGGAGUCAUGCACACCCGGUUAGCGAACAGGAGGAUGAUACCAGUGCAAAAAUAACGGAGCACUUACGAUGUAUAAUAGCACAUAUGUUCAGCGAAGUAUUAAACGAAUCUGUGUGCAGGAGUAGGUGGGGAAUAUUUUAUGCAUGGUACUCGAUGCAACAAUUAGGAGCGGAAGACGGUUUUAAGGGGGGCUUAAUACAGCAGCGGAAAUGUGGUAAAGACAUAUUUCCGAAUGGGAACAUAGGGAAGAUUGAGUUAAAUGCAAAAGUGAAGAAAUGGUUAGCGGAAGACAGCAGACUGAAGAGACGGCUUCAAAAAGUGAAGGCAACUAACACAUGUCGGACACCAUGGCAGCAGGGAUGGAAAAUAGCGGAAUUCUUGGAUAAAGAGCAUACGAAGCAUAAGGACGACUUAGGAAUUACUCAGAUAGUCCAUGAAUUGAAGGAAGGCAUGAAGGACAUAUUUAAGGAAAUCGCGACACAGGUGGAGCAAGGCAUACAAAAAAGGGAAGAAGCGAACACGGGGAAGUCAGCGAACGAUGGCAAAAACGGGCAGACCGCCAUCACGGCGGCGACCACACCACCGGCACCGACAGGUGGGGAAAAGGAGAAGAAGAAUGAAGACAGCAGUAACAGGGAGGUAGUCACGAAGAAAUCAGAAGUACCACCAGCUACGGUACCAGAGGUACCAAAAAAGGAUGUUCCUGAGAAGAAACCUUCGGAGGGAGGUGCUGGGUCAGAUGACAGGUCCAGGUCCGAGGACCCACCAGCAGGACCCGUACCACAAGCCCCACCUCCGCCACAACCUGAUGUGGAGGACAAGGGUAAAUCAUCGUCAUCAGCAUCCCCCUCCUCACCGGAUGAAACAGCGACCCCUGCAGGAACUCCAGGAGCAGGCACUGAACCGACACAGAAUUUAGAGAUACCUGAAGGCCAGGCCUCUAAUGGCCAGGAUGAUUCUUCCAAAACGAACACCACCGGUGUUGAUAAUACCCAUACUGACACAACAAAAGUUGUAGAUCCGGCACCAGUAACUACUGGUAACGGUUCCUCAGCCUCCGGUGGCAGUAAGCCUGAUCCACCGCUGGCCGACAAUACUGCUAAGGAUGAUAAAGCCCAUGAUGGGCAUACUGCCGCAUCCUCUCCCACGACACAACCAUCUCAAGAGUCCCAGCCCCCCAAGGCACCAGUUACCUCCACUGAUCCUGAUCAACAUGGUCACACACAUGACACAGGUUCCUCUGGUGCAGCUGGUCCUACGGGUCCAGGUUCUACUGGUACUGGCUCCACGGGCACUACGAAUCCACGUUCCUCCGGUACUGGUUCUACUGGUCACCAACCCCCUAGUCCUGUUCCUUCCCCCGGACGCAACAAUGUACAAAGCACUGGUUCCAAUGGAACAAAUGCGAACAAGGACCCUGGUUUAGAUUUAGACUUUAAACCACAUGCAGAUGGUAUCGGGGGAGCAUAUGGACCAAACGCUGCGCCCAUUGAUCCACAUAGGACAGUUAUAAGUGAACAUCCACCUAAGGGUCCCGGAGGUCCCGAUGGCCCCGACCUAACCGCGGACGUCCUUACCGCCACUACUCCGAUCCUGUUGUUCGUCGCUUCCGUCAUCGUGGCCGUUCUUGGUUAUUCCCUUUGGAAGCCCCCUAAACUUUUAAACAUGCGAAUAUUAAACCCUUAG
Molecule: messenger RNA, 1890 nt
Organism: Plasmodium fragile
Lineage: Eukaryota; Apicomplexa; Aconoidasida; Haemosporida; Plasmodiidae
Exons: 5
Coding region: 1-1890 (629 amino acids)
Source: RefSeq, a predicted model, not a curated record